This is a messenger RNA of Saccoglossus kowalevskii, 3316 nucleotides long. Its product is annotated as cilia- and flagella-associated protein 54-like. Gene Ontology annotation, molecular function: protein binding. The record is from RefSeq and is a predicted model, not a curated record. Gene Ontology annotation, biological process: cilium assembly. NCBI's taxonomy places the organism in Eukaryota, Metazoa, Hemichordata, Enteropneusta, Harrimaniidae.
GAAACACUUGUAGAGAAGCGUUUGUCACCAAGUCUAGCUUUCCUGUUUGGUCCACAUCUGACUUGUCAUCUGUCAUUGGUUCAGUCCCAUCUACUGCUGGCUAUUGCUGACACCAUAUACGCAAUGCCAGAGUUUGAAGAGGAAACCAGUCAACCUGAACCCACUCGCAAAAUGAGUGCAAGUACUUUCAAAUCAAGUAAACCCCCUCCAUCCCUCGCAUCACGCAGAACAGCCAUCAAGACUGUAGACGAAGCUCUGGCUGGGGAUCCUGCUGGAAGUGAAGACAGUGCUAGUGUGACUGAAGAUAGCAGUCGUAUAUUUACUGGAGGAAAGAUACCACCAACUAUGGAGAAAAUUAAAGGCAUCCUGUUAAGUACUGCCGAGCAGUCAUUGGCUGGAUUGUGUGAAACCAUCACUGAACAAGGUGGGAAUGAUCUUGCUGCUUCAGAAUUAGAAUUGGUUGUGGUAUGUAAGUUAGAACUUGCUGCUAUUGCUAGGCAACGUCACUUAUCAAAGACGAGUACUGACAUAGUCGUAACAGCUAUGAAACUUAUUGAAGACAGUCCAGUCUUUGAGGAAAUGAGGGAGUCUCAAAUGAGAACAAGACCUUCUUCCAUGCGUGGUACACGUAAUAAAACUGAACCACCAUCCUUAGUGACAAUAACACAGCCCAAUAAAUCUAGUCAGUACCAAUAUCAGAAUUUCCAGAGCAGAUCACGACUUGAUGCCAGACUCUGGUUGGACUGUAGACUGGCACUGGUUAAAGGUUUGAUGGGUGAAAUAAAAGGAAUGGGACAAAUCGGAGGGAGAAGUGUUGACUUACAGAUACCCGAUGCCCGUCAGUAUUGCGUUGAUGGUCUGUCUGAAGCUGAAGCAUGCGGUGAUAUUGAAAUGCAAGCUGAGUUUCUGAUGCUUGGUGCUUCCAUAGAUCUACAGGAAGGCAGAGAACUUGAUGAUGUCAAACAAGUCUUAAUGGAAGUUGUUGAAAUGCUGAAGCACUUACAGACAAUCUCUACUCUGGGUCAGUUUUUACUGGGCACUGCUGUCAGCCAGCUGACUGAUUUAGAAAUGUUAUCUGCUCGUGCUUAUGAGCAAGAAAAGGGAGAACCUAUGACCAAACAAGCACUGAACAAUUACUCUCUUGCUCAGAACAUCAUGCUUAAACAGCUAAUGCUGUUAGGAGAAACAAUAGAACAUAAAGCUGCUAGUCCGUACUAUUCAUCUCCAGUGAGUCCUCUACUCAACAUCUAUCAUCCACAUGUACUGUAUUUGGCAAAGAUCAAAUUGCGUAUUGGAUACACAUUGGCACGAGAAGCCACAAGAGUUCAAGCCAAGCUUUUAAAAAAGAAUCUUGGAGAGAAGUCAGCUGAUGUGUGGAUAGAAUGUGCAGCUGUUUUAGGCACAGCACUAGAGCUGUGUAGAGUGUGUACAAGAAGAGAGCCUAGUCUAGAAGCUGAAAUCCUCCUGAAUUUAGGUAAAGUUCAGCGCCAACUGUUUGAAUGCGGGUCCUAUCAACCUAGACAUGUUGCUAGUACAUUAUUGGAGGCCAUCAACAUCAGUUAUAAUUCAAAUCAUGAUUUAGGACUCAUUCGGCAAGCAUAUCUAGAGAUUGCAUUGGUGUAUUUAUCUGCUAGACCACAGACCAGUGAGUCAACCCUUGCUGUGGAGGACGUAGAGCUACCUCGUAAAAAGACUGCUACACCAAGCAAAGCGUCCAGGGGUAGUACCAAAGCCUCAGUGAGAAGUCAGAAAAGUCAGCGAGAUGUUGUACGCGAGAAAAAUCGGGAACGCAUAGCUGCGUGGACAGCCAUUCGUGCUGCCACGGCUGCUGCAGUAGCUCAACGUACCAGGUCCCUGAUGAUUGGUGAUCCUCAACUGACAUCACUAAGAUUGAAGAGUAAAGUACGUGAAAGUGUUCCAGAGUUUCUUGUCAUGGAUCUCCUUGGCGGAAUAAGUGAAAACCCAAGUCAGACAGUGAAACGAGCAGAACCUCAUCCUAAAGGUCUUGAGCCAGUUGAAGAAGUACAUCAAGCCAGUGAGACUGAUUCUGUGGAGUCUGGAGAAGAUGAUGUGAUCAAGGCACUCAGAGCUGGCUCUGAUAUCACCUGGAUACAUCUCUUGGGCUACAGCUCUAUUUUACAACGUCUUUGUAACACUUCAACCCUUGGGAUUGCAGCAGAUACCUUGCAGAAUGGUGGUGCAGUCAGCCUUGGUACUGGGUUUGAACUAGGUUACUACAGCUCCGGGAAAGAUGCCUGCACCAAUCAUGAUAUCAUUCGCCUUCCUCUGAUGUGUGGAAAUAUGGCUUUGCGUCAAACUAUCCUGCACCAGUUCUUAGCAACCAACUUGUCUCUGUAUGCUAGUGACUGCGUUGCCAUCACUCCACCGAGUGCACUGCAGUUGAAGCCACAAGGUUCGGCAACUGAAUUGAACAUACCAGUUAUAAAAUAUGAAGAGAACAUGUACAUCCCGCAGGAGAUUGAAGAUGAAGAUCUACCAGCAGCGGCGUCAACACAGGCAUCUGUUCCCAGCAGUCCCAAGAAGAAGGUUGUUAGUGAUGCCAUCAUGGCCAAAGAAACCUUAGAAAAAUCAGUGAUCAGUAGCGCAGAAAACGAGAUAUCAAUUCAAUGGUAUCAGCCAUCAUUUGAAAGUGGCCCAGCCAGUGUCAUGAAUGGCGUAUUGUUCAUCUUUGCUUUGAACAAACAAGAGAAAAGACAGAAAUCCUCGGCUACUAGUCAGCCCCCUCCAAUCACCAACACAGGAAAAAUGUGGUUGACCUUUCCCGAACUUGCUGAGCUCCAUGACAAACUUGCAGUGGUACGACAGAAGGCUGAGAUAUCAUUAGCAGAACAGCCAAAACCUCCAUCCACACCACAGACGCCUACUUCUGGGAAACCAUCUAGCAGGAAAUCCAAAAGAACGACUCGUAUCACUCAGCUGUCUGCAAAGGUCAAGAGAGAUGAGAACUUAGAGGCACUGUUGAAGCAGUGUAUCAGUGAUAUUUACACUCUCUUGGAGUAUAAAUCAGAUGAACAACUUUCUGAAGAGAUUCCUUUUCCUGUCAUCUUGGCCAACAUUCACAAUCUGGAGCAGUUGUUUGAUCCUAGCAAUGGUGACUGGAUGAAGAAUAAUAGCGAUGUCUUCAAAUGGCUGACUAGUGUCUUACAGUAAAAGCUCUGACCAGAAAAUUGAGCUGUAUACACAGAUGUUUAAUCUGACAUAAAUUAUUGUAUAUGUAUAUGUAUGAUAUAUAUAUAUAUAUCAUCUGGAGUGUCAUUUCAAUUACGAAUUCAUUCAAAUCGUAAAUUAAUCCCCA